AUGUCCUCGAACGACCACCCUGAAUCCGGGGCGCCCGAGCCCAAUGACAAGCACGAGUCGGAGGCCACCACUUCUCCGCAGGACGACCAGCCCCAGGCUACGGCGACCGAGCCGACAUCUGCGUCCACCAACUCUGACCCUGUCGCCGAGCCCGCGAGUUCAACCGCGCAGUCCCCCAGCGUCCAGUCAGGCGACGCCGCUCUAGAGCCUCCAAACAGCCACCCCGCAAGCGGUGGCGAUACUGUCGUCGCCCCCAUGACAGCAACGACUAGCUCCACGACAACACCCGCCAACGACACCUCCACCACUGUCGCGCAACCCCAAACCGAUGAUAUCCCCAAAAUGGAUACCGAAGAAACAAAGAACACAUCGGAACAUUCGUCGGAGCAAUCUGAGGAUAUCUCGGGGAAGGAGGUCGAGGAUGCCGGCCCAUCACUGGUCAUCACAUUGCUGUUGACUACCGGUUCGCGUCACCCAUUCACCAUCGAUGGGAAGUACUUGCGGAAACGAUCCGUCAGUGUCGAGAAUAAUGACCCGUUCGCGAUGAGUGUCUACACGUUGAAGGAGUUGAUUUGGCGCGAGUGGCGAUCUGACUGGGAAACCCGUCCAUCGUCACCAAGCUCGAUUCGAUUGAUCUCUUUUGGUAAACUGCUGGAUGACAAGUCUCCGCUCUCUGAUUCCAAAUUCAACAAGGAUGCACCCAAUGUCGUGCAUAUGACCGUCAAGCCUCAGGAAGUCGUUGAUGAAGAGGAUGCUAAGGGAGCCAAGUCUCAGCUCAGCCGAGAGCGCGAGGCAAGCGAGCGCAGUCCUGGAUGCCGCUGCGUCAUCCUAUGA
Messenger RNA from Penicillium argentinense, 834 nucleotides. RefSeq lists its product as uncharacterized. The record is from RefSeq and is a predicted model, not a curated record. Lineage: Eukaryota; Fungi; Ascomycota; Eurotiomycetes; Eurotiales; Aspergillaceae. The transcript has 3 exons. The coding region runs from base 1 to 834 and encodes 277 amino acids.